Electrophorus electricus (electric eel) is the source of this 3409-nucleotide messenger RNA. Lineage: Eukaryota; Metazoa; Chordata; Actinopteri; Gymnotiformes; Gymnotidae. The record is from RefSeq and is a predicted model, not a curated record.
CUGGUCAGUUUGACAGUAGUACUUAUGUCUGAGUGUUAAAGUCAAAUUGGGAAACUCUUUUAUUAACGUACGCAGAAGAACAAAAACGAUUUCAUGUAAAUGUGAGUCGUUAAAAUAUUGUUGUAAAGGAACUCUUUCGCCCUCCAGGUUGCAGUUUGUUAGCGGAGCUGGCGUGUCACUCAGAGCGGCUGAGUGAGGGCGGUUAGCCCCGGAUGGCAUACGGUUCAGCGGGCGACGACAGGAGCGGUGCUGCGUGGCUUAUGCAGCAGCAGAUGCAGCCCGACCAUAAAUCACCCUGGGCGUCCAGCUACAGCGCGGAAAACAAUACCUGGAACAACGCGAUGGAGUCAACUCCUUACUCUGGCUACCCGGGCUAUUGGUACUCCCACGCGCAUACGGCCGGACCCUACGGUAACGCGUACGCGCCUGCAACGGAGGUCAACGGGCACGCGCCCUACAAUCCCCAGGCUAUGUCGGGCUAUCCCAAUGGGGUGUACAGUCCGGGGCAGUACACGGCCAGCGUGCUGCACCCCUCCAGCCCUUUCUACUGUGGCGAUCAGCUGUCUCCAAGGCAACCUCAGUAUCAGGGAUGCCCCGACCGGAGCCCCGCGACUGCUGCUCAGCCUCACUACCCUGGGGCUCCUGGUUAUCCCACUGCCUCUUACCCGCACUAUGGAGAGGGGUGUGCCCCUAACCCACCCUACCCCGCCCAGCCAACGAUGCACUCCCGCCCCCAGCCUGAAGCCUGGCCCCACUCUGGAGGGUACAACCCCGCCCCGCCCCAGCAGCAGUGGCCGCCUGGCACCCCUCCACCACCCCACGGGCCCUACACCAACCACGUGAGGCCUGCACACCCUCCACCCUGGAGAGGGCCUGCACCACCGCCCUACGAACACAAGGAGCCACCGUAUCCCGGGCUGUCCCAACUGCAUCCCCGUAACCAGGCGUCGGGCUCCAGACCUCGACCAGGCACCCCUGGUCCAAACCCAGGCCCGGCCAAGCCUGCCGAGUUCAGCGCCCCUCCGCACAUCUACAACAGAACGUCCUCUUCUGGCGGAGGAGAAGCCAGACCAGCCCCGAGCGAGCCGCCUGCCCCAGCCAUCCGGCAGGGGCCGCCCACCCCGACUGGGCCACCGCCGAGCGAUAACCCUGGGCUGGCUCGUGUCCAGCAGGUCCUGGUCAGAGUCCAACUGCUUCAGGAGGAUGUGGAUGAGUUUGUGGGCAAAAAGACAGACAAAAGCUACCGGUGCUUGGAGGAGCUCUUAACCAAAGAGCUUCUGGAGCUGGACUCAGUGGAGACCAAUGGGCAGGACGCAAUCCGCCACGCACGGAAAGAGGCCGUACAGAAGAUCCAGGCCAUCCUGGACCACCUGGAGAAGAAGGCUUUCUAGAGGCUGACAGGAGACGUCGGGCUGCAGUGGCACUUUGGUUGUUUGUACUUUUUGGGGGUGGGGGGGGCUAUUUUUGUGUGUGUGGGUUUUUUGUUUAUUUUAUUAUUUUAAUUUAAGUGCUGCGGGAAUUGAUGUAAGAUUCUGUGCAGUACGAUGCCAGUAUGUGUGUAGAACACAAAAAUAUCAUCUGUGUUGGUUCCUUGCUGGUCUUUGUGCCAUACACACGAGUCAAGCCCAGGGCAUGUGAAACUGACAUCUGUUAGCAGUCCUUAGCUGCCCAGAGUGAUAUUGAUCUUCACAUGGAUGUGUCGUUGCCCACUUCAGUGUCAUGGCGUCUCACCCGAGGCAGGAGGCGUUGUUGUUUCUGCACACCCUCAUACCCUCUCUCGCUCUGAUCUGACCCACGCACAACUACACAGACUUUUCUGCUCCUGUCAGCUCCACGUUAGUGAGGAAUAUAAUGUUGAUAUGUAAUCGCUUACUCACCGUAUCGCAUCAUUCAACAGGAUUCGACCAGUCAUGACUAACACUGAUAUAAAUGUAUCACAUUUCCAAGAUCAGGAGGCGUGUCUGUUGUUUUUACCCAGAAUGCCCUCUUGGCUCCUUCCUAAAGUGGCCCUUCAGACAAGGCGUGACCUUUUCACAUCAGAUCUCCUGAAGCACUUUAAUCUGUGUGCAGUGUUCCUGUGCUCAGUGUAGGCCAGCUGGAUUAUCUGGAAUAUCUGGUUUAUCUGGACUAAUGGACACAUGGAAAUGUUGAUAAUCCCCAAUUUCAGAUCAGCCCAGCUGUGCCUAAUGCUACGUGCUUUUUAUCGUUCCAGACAGCCAGUUUAAUUUCAGUCCUGAUGUCUAACGGGCUUCGGUCACCCCGCCCUGCUCCUGCUCGCUCUCCUGGACCUCAGUGCUAUGGUCCUGAGGUGGCCAGUACCUCCUGAGAGUUUGCACAAUGUUGAUUUUGUGGUCAUUUGCCCGAUGUCUCUGUCACGUGGUGUCCCGGCCAUUGACUGGACUUUUUUAUUUUUUUGUGUGCUGAAUCUCAAAUUGGGCAUUUUUGCAAGUCCUUCCCAUUUUCCAGAGUCAGUGUGUGAAGUGAGAGGAGCUCUCUUACAGAGUUCUCUGGCUGAAUGCUGACGGGCUGCUGUCGUCUGCUCUUCAUUUAUCCUUUUCUCCAUCUUAUGCUUCCACACUCGGCACGUUUUAGUAUUCAAAGAGAACGCGCUUCUCGAUUCAGCAAUAUCCACGGGCCUUUUGAUGAGGGUUUACAGAGACUUUGAGGUUUUGUUUCUGAUAGUUUUGGUUUAAUUGUCUUUGGUAACCCUCUUGUUUUAGUGUGAACUCCAUGAAGCCAGGGUCCCGUCUCCUGUAGGUCUCAAGUUGGUGUUUACACAUUCGACAUUUUUUAAAUGACUAUAAUAGUAGAUGGUGAAAUCAGAUGAGAUUGAGCAUGGACAGGGAAGACUGAUCAUCCUUGUAACUUCUUAAAAAGUAAAAAAUACCAGUUAAUACCACUAUAUUUAAUACUUUGCACCAAAGUCACGUUCAUCCUGGACCAUUCAACAGGUCUUCCUCCAGUCACAAGGAUGUUUUCUAAAUGUUAGAGUGCCAUAUUCUCGGCAGGUGCUUCUCAUAUCCGGUUAAAUAAUAUACUCUAGUAACAAAUUGAAGGUCUCAAAAUUCUUGACUUCUGCAUGUAAUUAAGUCUCAUUUGUUUGUGUGUGUGUAUGUGUGUGUGUGUGCGCGCACGCGCGUGUUCUUUUUCUGUUUCUCUGUAAUUCUGUAAAAUCUCAUUAUAUAAACCAGAAAUUGUAUAAUAGAUGAAGCUUUACACAACAGAGUAUAUUUGUAUAACUUGUAUAUAGAGAACACAUGAAAUUCUAAAUAGGACCAAAACCUGCUUGCUGAGGUCUCCGAUGUAAUGCAUGUUUUUGAACACAAGAGGGGGCUGCUAUCCCUAACUGUCUAGGACUGCGUAAGGUCUAAUGAUAGGUUACUCACAAUAAAAAUGUAAGACCUUGAAA